AUGUUUUCAUCUCGGACGAAACCAACAGAACAUGAACCUAGUUUCAACUCAGCAAAGUUAUCCCUAUUUCAGAAGGGACUCAAGCUUAUAAAUGAUUUCCAAGUUGAUGUUUUUAUAAUGGUAUCAGAACAGAACAAACUUGGAUGCGAAUAUGUUGGUACAGACAAUUUUCGUAAGCAGUAUUUGACAUUAGGACUGAGAGCUGACCCAAAAGAUGUUAAUGUUCAAAUCCUAAACCCAAACUCUUGUGCUGUGUUGCAGCAUAUUAGCGACCAAACAAAUAUGGUUGCUAGGGAAACAGUCGCACAUCAGGAGUAUAGCAAUAUGGAUGUAAAUAGAAGUCGAAAUGCUGAAGUGGAUAGAAAGGUGGUUUUGAGGAAUAAAAAGGCAAAAAAUGAUGAAGAGAAUAAUGAUAAUUCUAAAGAUGAUAGAGAUGAUAGUUGUAAUAGUAAUGACAUAUGUGAUGAAAAAAACAAUGACUAUUCUAAAGUUGACAGAGAUGAUAAAGAAGAUGAUGACAAUCUAACAUUUUGCAAAGAUGAUGAUACUGAUACUUGUAGUAGUCAUGGCAUCCUUGAUAAUGAAGAUAAUAAUGAAAAUAAUAUUGAUAAUGAAUCGGUGACAAAUUUAAAUGAAGAAACAUGUACCAGUAUGCAUGAUGAGAAAGAUUGUUUUAAGCCUGAGAACGUUCACAAGGCUGAUGAAACAAAACUAUUAAAAACUACCAAAAAGCCAAAUGCAAGACAGAAGAGGUCAACAAGUGAUACUAGUAAACCACCCAAAAAAAGGAAUUAUAGGAAGCGUAGGACUUCUGAAGAGGCUGCUCAGAAACCCCUGCAGUUAAGAAAACUGAUGGAAGAAUCACGGAAAGAACGACCAUUUGUAUGCUUAAAAUGUGGAAAGAAUUUUGUCAUCAGUUCAAGUUGGAAAAUUCAUGUUUCACGAAAUACGUGUUCAGAGCGCAAGUGUAGAUUCUGUACAACUUCAAGCAUGAUGUAUACAGAUUAUAUUGAACACAUGCUAGACAAUCAUGCAUCCCACAUGGAUAUUUACCACUGCAGUAUUUGUCAAAAGGAGUUCUUACAUAAUAAAGUCUAUAAAAGACAUUUACAUCAAGCACAUGGCAAAAAGCAUGAAUUCUUUAAAUGUGAUAUCUGCGAUCGUCAAUUCUACCACAAGUCGAAAUUGCUAAAUCAUAAACUAUCGCAUCAGGAAAAAAGAUUUGCUUGCUGCUUUUGUGACAAGAAAUUUGUGACUGAGAAAUUGGUGAUAAGACAUCAAAAUCAUCACAGUGCUGGAAAAAAAUAUGAAUGUGAUUUAUGUAACAAGUUUUUUGUUAGUUCGGAGAGCCUUGGAUGUCACAGGCAUCUGAGACAUCAAAUCAACAAUAAGUUUGUUUGCCAUCAAUGUGGGAAAGGAUACCAUGGAAAGAGUGAACUGGAAUUCCACUUAAGCUCUGCUCAUAACCAAUUUGAUAGACUAUAUCCAUGCGAUCAAUGCAACAAACUGUUCAAACAUGAUCGAUUACUGAAAGCACAUGUCAAAGUCGUUCAUUCCAUCGAACCAGCACAGUGUGAAGUCUGUGGAAAGCAGUUUCAAAACCGAUAUAGGCUAAAGUGUCACAGUUUAGGUCGCUAUUCCAAAGACGUUGUUGUUGUUGUUGGGAACGUGUCUGUUUCUUUAUUUUCGCAUGACUUAUUUCGAUGCGGCGCCAUAACUGUCUAA
Messenger RNA from Saccoglossus kowalevskii, 1725 nucleotides. RefSeq lists its product as uncharacterized. NCBI's taxonomy places the organism in Eukaryota, Metazoa, Hemichordata, Enteropneusta, Harrimaniidae. The record is from RefSeq and is a predicted model, not a curated record.